AAGGGGGAGGGAAGGGAGCGGGUGGGUAGCAACAGUUGCCCUGGUGAGGACGAAGCGCCAUAGCCACGGUAGCCCUGGCGACAAGAGCCCAGCAACGAGAAUCAACAACAACAACAACUGAAUCCGCCAUAAAAAUAAAAGAAGACAUUUUACCGGUGGGAAAUACACACGUGGAACCAGAGGGUGAUUCCGAGCUCUUGUAAUGGCCACCACAGGCUACGUAGGUGAGAUCCAGCCGGCAGCCCAACCCCAGGGGGCUGGUGUUACCGUCACACCGGGGCAACCUGACGCCAGCUCCACCCCUCCAACUGCCACUCAGUAUCUGGCUGAGAUUCAGACUACUGUGGUCACUCCCACUGUUGUCACACCCACAGGACAAACUACUCCUACUGAUCAAGCCACUUCCAUCACCGCUCAGAAGCCUGCAGCUGGUGGUCAAACCCAGUCCACAGCACAGGCCCAGCCAGCUCAGACACAGUAUGUGACUGCAGAGAUCCAGGGCUCCCCCACACAGUCUGGAAAUGCUCAAAGCACUCCUCAGUACAUUGUUGUCACAGUCACAGAAGGCUCCCUUCACUCAAGUGACAGUGUGUCAGACUCUAGCCCUCCUCCAGCUGUGGUGCAGACAGGAGUUCCCACGCAGGUUGUUCAGCAAGUACAGGCGGCUCAACAGCAGAGGUCUGUGGUGCAGGCCACUUCUCAGAUAGCCAAGACUGAGCCAGGCACCCAGCUCAGUGUCACCAGUCUACAGCCUGUUCAUAUCAGCCCGGAGCUCCUCCCUAGCACCGAGGUGACAGCGUUAGUCAGGGAUAAGAAUCUAGAACAAUGGCAGCUGCAUCAUGAGAUAGGACAGCCAGAUUGCCUGGCCUGGGCAUCAGCAGACCACAUACGAGAAUGCUGCGGCAAGCCCCUCUACCUCCCCUUGGACCUCCUUCAGUAUUACCAAUCAUUGUACUUGCUCUCUGUACAUGCGGAGAAAGAGAUAGGAGCCCACCCUGCAGUCACAAGCUCAGGCCCUGAUCAGCCACCACUGCAGGCUACAACUGCCACUUUCCAAGUCCAGCAGCAGCUUACACCAGUGCCAGUGCAACAUGUGUACACCAAUCAAGUGCAGUAUGUGGAAGGAGGAGACACCAACUACACCACCAGCACCAUUCGUUCCAGCACCUUCCCUUACACUGACACACCCCUGUACACCCAGACAACAGCUACCCAGUAUUAUGAAGGUCAGCCAACCUCAGGCUCACAGGCCUCCACCCCUGGUACGCCUCUAGCCGUCUCUGUGACUGCUGGCACAACAGGGGGUGUGUCCAUGUUUGUGGCCCAGCCCACCAGUGCAGCAGGGGGAGGGGCCACCGUGGUGACCACAGGUGGCACCACCAAUGGGGCAGGGGAAGGGGCAGGCACCAACGGUGGCGCAGCAGGCAGCUAUGUGAUCCAGGGGGGUUACAUGCUGGGCAGCAGCAGCGGAGGGGCAGCUGGCAACAGUCAGAACUACUCACACACCGCCCGCGCCUCCCCAGCCACUGUGAGUAUUACAGAGGGCGAGGAGAGUAGCGUGCCGUCGGCAGACAAGAAGGUACAGUGGUUGCUGGACAACUAUGAGACAGCUGAAGGAGUGAGUCUGCCACGUUCCACCCUCUACUGCCACUAUCUGCUGCACUGCCAGGAGCAGAAACUAGAGCCUGUUAAUGCUGCUUCUUUCGGGAAACUCAUUAGAUCUGUGUUCAUGGGGCUACGCACACGACGCCUGGGUACACGGGGUAAUUCUAAAUACCACUACUACGGGCUGAGGAUCAAGGCAGGCUCUUCUCUUCUCCGUCUGAUGGAAGACCAGCAACAUCUGGCCAUGAGGCAGCAGCCCUUCUCACAGAAACAGAGGCUGAAGCCUGUGCAUAAAGUAGAGGGAAUGACCAAUGGCACAGCAUCAGGAGCAGGCCAGCAGCAACAGCAGCAGGGGUCAGGGCAGGUGGACAUCAGCACCCAGGUUCAGCAGUACCAGCAGUUCCUAGAUGCAUCCAGAGCUCUCCCAGAGUUCCCAGACAUCGACCUCCAGGGAAAGUCUCUGCCAGAGGGCAUUGAGCUGGAGCACAUAAAGAGCUUUCAGCUGCUGUACAGAGAACACUGUGAGGCCAUACUAGAUGUGAUGGUCAACCUGCAGUUUACCCUGGUGGAAACUCUGUGGAAGACCUUCUGGAGGUUCAGCCAGAGUCAGGCUGGAGAUGCCACGUUGGCUGUUCAUGAUGAGUCAGAGAAGCGUCUCCCUAAGUCCUGCCUGGUGUUGCUGUGCAAGUAUGAGCCAGUGCUGCGCUGGAGUCGUGACUGUGACAACAGCCUGUACCAGGGCCUGGUGGAGAUCCUCAUCCCUGAUGUACUCAGGCCCAUCCCCAGUGCCUUAACUCAAGCCAUCCGCAACUUUGCCAAGAGCCUGGAGAGCUGGCUGACCAAUGCCAUGAUGAACAUCCCUGAAGAAAUGGUCCGCAUCAAGGUAACGUCAGCCAAUGCAUUUGCCCAGACACUGCGUCGCUACACCAGUCUGAACCACCUCGCCCAGGCAGCCCGUGCUGUCCUCCAGAACACGGCACAGAUCAACCAGAUGCUCUCCGACCUCAACCGCGUCGACUUUGCUAAUGUUCAGGAGCAGGCUUCAUGGGUGUGCCGGUGUGAAGACCGUGUUGUCCAGCGGUUAGAGCAGGACUUCAAGCUGACCCUCCAGCAGCAGAACUCCCUGGAGCAGUGGGCUGCCUGGCUGGAUGGUGUGGUUUCCCAGGUUCUAAAGCCCUACCAGCAAAGCCCUGCAUUCCCUAAGGCCGCCAAGCUCUUUCUGCUCAAGUGGUCCUUUUACAGUUCCAUGGUGAUCCGGGACCUGACCCUGAGGAGUGCAGCCAGUUUUGGUUCCUUUCACCUGAUCCGCCUGCUGUACGAUGAGUACAUGUACUACCUGAUAGAGCACAGAGUGGCCCAGGCUAAAGGAGAGACCCCCAUUGCUGUCAUGGGAGAGUUUGCCAGUUUAGGCCGGGGUCUAAGCCAGCUGGAUCCUGACAAAGAAGAGGAAGAGGAAGAGGAGGAGGAGAGUGAUGACGAAGGUCAGGAGCUGUCCCUUCCCUCAGACGGGGGCGUGCUAGGAGAGGAGUCACUGGAGCCGCCUGCCAAGCUGGCCAGAACCGACCAGAGAGUCCUCUUCACAACCGGAUCAGCUGACAACUAAUCACAGAGUAACACUACUAGACGUGGGUUGAUUAUAUUGAUUAUAAACACACAGAUAUACAAAGAACACUAAUUUAUACACUCAACACAUGUAUAUAGAUCUUGUGUGUGCGCACUCUCGCUGCAUACUGUAACUGUCCCACUUGUUUAUGCACACACAAUCAAAACACACACUCGAUCAGUACUGCUGCUGCCUGGAUGGCACAACCACCUGUUGGCACCAUUGAUUCAAUACAGUCAAUGGUGUUGCAAUAGGAUGUGGCUUCAAAAACCAGACUUUCUCAAUGCAAAGAGAAAGACAGAGCAUUUUAACCCUCAGUUUUGUUGAUCUGUAAAAAUGAACUAAAGCCUGGCAUGUUUUUUUCUGUCUCUCAUUGCAUUGCAACCUGUAGCCUCUCUGUCUCCUUGCUGAGAAACCUUUUCUCACCUUAGAUCCUCCUAAAAACUGUCACUGCCGUAUCAAAGUGGUCUUGAAAAUACUGUGAUGUGUGUGUGUGUGUGUGUGUGUGUGUGUGUGUGUGUGUGUGUGUGUGUGUGUGUGUGUGUGUGUGUGUGUGUGUGUGUAAAGGUAACUCCUACAGGAGGAGGGUGCAAAGUGGACCUUCAACAGUAAAUGGUUGCUGAAGUUAGUUGUUACUAAAUCAUUAAAUGCUGUGGAAAUCUGUGAAGGGAAGAAUCAUUUGUGAAGGCUGACUGAACAUGGUUUUCCAUGAUGGUGUGUAUAUAUGUGCGUGUGUCUGGUUGUGUGACUGUGAGUCAUGCCAAGUGUGGACUGUUUCUUCUGUAGAUAUUUUCUAAGGCAUUCAGGUUUUGAUUUGGGAGACAUUUGUAGAUUUCCUGUUUGAUUUUAUUCGCCUGUAAAGAAAACGUUCUUGUGUUCUUGGAGUGCCUGUCGCAGCUGCUACACACACUUGUAAAGAUAAAGCUAUGGCUGUGGAAUUGGGGCUCCCGUUAGUUGCUGCAAAAACCCUCUCUUUUAUUGAACAUCUGGUUCCACGAGAGAGGUACUGUAUGUGUCAUAUUUUUAUGUUCAAAGUGCUUCAUUCCUGUCCAUCUAAUACGUUCCUCUGUGGCCUAAUUUUCGUUUGAUAUAUCAUUUACUUGCCUUAGUUUAAUAUAUUUUUCCUUGUGUGUGCCAAACCUGUUUGCUUUUAUCCCAGAUCCCAUUGUUUUUAAAUUAUCCUUCUAUGUUUUAAGGAGGACUGUGCCUGAGUAAGAACGGUGAUAUACUUAUAUUCUACUGUAUAUUUAUCCACUAUUUUGAAUUUUGUUGUCACUAAGUGAACCUCUUGUGCAGUGUAUGGUGCUGUGUUGUCGCACAUUGUAAGCAACCUUUGUGUGCAUUAUUGAUUUGUGAUUGUACGUUCAGUUAUCAAUCCUAUAUCAUAUCUGAUGACUUUUCCACAAACAGGCUUAGGCCCUGCCUCUUUGCACAUAUUGACUAUUGUCUUUAAAACUCCGUCAGAGUUAUCUGAAAUGUUUUUUCAUUUUCUUUGAAGGUGUGUUUUUAGUGGUGGGGUACAGGUGUCAGAUUUCGUGCGAACAUCUCUUACCACUCUGUGUGGUUCAGAGAAUUAGGUGAGAGGUGAGAGAUCUUAUGGCUCUUUCUGCACAGUCCUCCACCGACAUUCAUCUCCCUCCACUGUGCUGUCAUCUCACUGCGUUUCCACCCUCCUGCCAAUGGCUUUGUUUUGCUUCAAACAUCCAUAUUCUUAAACACUGUUUGUCAAGAUUAGUUGUUGUAAACAUUUUUGGAUUUUUAAAUACAAUGUCUUUAAAUAGCUGCAAUGUGCAUGUUUUCAACAGGCACUGGCAGCCUCAAACCAGCACAUCAUCCUUUAUAUGGAGUCUAAUGCUACCACAGCUGAGUACAUAUCACUCCAGUCUUUUAAUGAUCUACAGCAUAUAGAAUGGCCAUUGUAAGAAAAAUGUUUAGUCAUUUUUAUAGUGCGUUGUUUCUUAUGUACAAAACAAACUGAGAAAAAAGAUGUUCAGUGGCAGUGUUUUAUGAAUUUGGUCUGCUGUAAGUAUGACUGUGCCUUUGGAGGUGGUAGAAUGCAAUUCAGAUGUUUUUAAUUUUAAAGAUAUAAAUUAAAGAAUUUUUAAAAUUGCA
Molecule: messenger RNA, 5320 nt
Organism: Siniperca chuatsi (mandarin fish)
Lineage: Eukaryota; Metazoa; Chordata; Actinopteri; Centrarchiformes; Sinipercidae
Gene: rfx1a
Product: regulatory factor X, 1a (influences HLA class II expression)
Exons: 19
Coding region: 203-3208 (1001 amino acids)
Biological process (GO): regulation of transcription by RNA polymerase II
Cellular component (GO): nucleus
Molecular function (GO): DNA-binding transcription factor activity, RNA polymerase II-specific; RNA polymerase II cis-regulatory region sequence-specific DNA binding
Source: RefSeq, a predicted model, not a curated record